This is a messenger RNA of Armigeres subalbatus, 4098 nucleotides long. RefSeq names its product F-box/LRR-repeat protein 7 (gene Fbxl7). The transcript has 7 exons. The record is from RefSeq and is a predicted model, not a curated record. Gene Ontology annotation, molecular function: protein binding. Gene Ontology annotation, cellular component: cytoplasm. Bases 1476 to 3791 code for a protein of 771 amino acids. Lineage: Eukaryota; Metazoa; Arthropoda; Insecta; Diptera; Culicidae.
UCUCAGUUUAGCGUAAGAAGUUGAUCUGCGCGAUCACGCUUUUGGUCGUCGUCGUGGUCGUCUUUGCCGUCGUUCCGCUCGGACCCUCCAGUGAAGGAGGUUUCGCGUUGUUGGCGUAUGGUGCUUCGGGCACUAUACACAUUUUUUCGCUGUGUCGUUGUUGUUAUUGAUGUUGAUCGUCUUGGGAGCAGCUUUCUGGAGCUAGUUGGGUGUGUUGGUGUCGAUAGUUGUUAUUCUUAUUACUGUUUUCUCGUACAAGGUGCAGGCCAUCCCUCUCGCGCUGGUUGUUCGUUAAGGGAAUACGGGAGUGAAAUAGUUGCAAGUGGUUCGUUCAGAGCUGGUACCAGUUUGGAGCUACAUAAAGUGAAAGAUUAAUAAGAAUCAUUCCAAGUACCAUGCCAAGAUGUGUUGAAAAAAAGCUUGUUCAAGUGUAUGUGAGGACAUGUCAUUCCUCAGGCCAUUGUACUGAAAAUUUUUGUAUGAAUUUAAUGUUUUUGUUUUUUUCGCAUACUUUAUGCAACCCCUUUCGCCACAUAGCAAUAGUUACUAAACGUGAACUCUACCGAGGUUGAGUAACUUUCGCGACAUAACUAAUUCAUAAAGCAACCGAAUGAAAUAAAGGAAUUUCAGCCAGUCCAACAAGCACACUUAAAAGUCCACUUAAACCCAAGGAUGGAUACUAAAAUGGGAUGAAAUUUCACUCGUUAGACCUCACGGAAUAUAUUGCAGCUGUUAAAUGGACAUUUUUGUAAGGCAUACUGAGAAACAGCUAAAAGUGUCUCCAAAAGUGGUUCUCCAUUAAGUUGGUAUGUCCAGUGGGUUGGGGCUGCGGGGUUGACAUCUGGCAGAAAGCGAAAAUGGGAAUGAAAUCGUUUCAAAGAUGUUAAGUGUGUACAGAGAGAAAAAUUAAAGUGAACUAAAAUGUUGAAAUAGCUGUCAGUGUUGGUGCAAAUUGUGCAAUGUUGUAAUUGUCCAAUGUCUAAUGAAUCAAAAGUCCAUUUGGAUCAAAUAAAAUUGAGUGCUGAAAUCUGGCCUGGUGCGUAAACCUCUGUUAGUCAUACAUACAACAACACACACAAGCAAGUGCCGAUUAAUGUUGAUGAUUGCAAGUGUGAAUGUGCAACUGUGUGUGUUAGUAACCAGCAGCUAUUGCAACCAUUCAACUUAAGGGGGUCCAGCGUUGAACCUCUCGGAAACUGUGGUGCGAAAGGGUAGCGAGCCAGCCCAGCAUCCUCUCGCCGUGUGUGUGCCACGCUGACGUUUCUGGUGGCGGCCACGGAGGAGAGGUCGAGGAAAUUUUUGCAUAUUACCACCGAGGCUGAACCGGACUAAAGGCUGUGGAGAACAGUUGGAACAUGGAUCAAGCAACGACGAUCGACGUGUUCGUAAGCGAUGUAUAACAAUAAGGUCAUAACAAGGUGACGGCAGUAUGGAGCUCCGCAUCGUAGAAAAUAGAUAGCAGUUAACUACCCGACAUGUCGCACCAACAACGCCGUGGUGCACCGGUUGAGUGUCCGCUAGCGUCCCUUGGGCGGAACACUCCCUCGAUGGACGCUCUUCAGUACCACCACCCACUGAGCUCCAGUCCGCUGGAUCCGCAAGCGUACCAAAUGUCCCGGAAAUCACCGAUCCUUGGUAUCGAUUCGGACAUUUACACUGCGGAGACAAGUCUGAUAGCCAAUCAUCCUACCACAAAUGGGUGCGCUAGUGAUAAAACCUUAGAAAACAGCAAUAUGCUCUCUAGGAGCUCCUCUUCAUCGAUAGAUCAGAAUACUCCAUUCCUGCAUCAACCGCCACCGCCGAACGUCAACAGGCGAGGGGAGUAUCGACCGCUGCGACCAAGAACUUAUACCCCCAUAGAUGCACUUCUAACCAACACCUACCAGCACCAUCAAAGACUGUCGCCGGUCCUCAUGGACAUGCAACGGAACCAUGCGAACUAUCCACGUGAGGGUCAAUCCCUGACGUCGCUCUCGGAAGCGGAUCGUUACUUUCUGGAGGAGAAAAUGGAUUCUCUCUACAUUCAAGGUGCCAUCCGACGGAACGUCAACACUCCGUCCAGUCUCACCCGAAACCAGUCCAGCAGCAGCAACAACACCGAGCGGUACUACCUGGAAAAUGAGAACAUCGACGCGAUCUACAACUUCUGUCACGCUGCGGCUGCGGUCACUACUCUCAACUCGCACAACUCCUCCUCGAAGGCCUCUUCGAGCCACAAUGACUGUCUAGACUCUAGUUCACCAAACCUGCUGCGGCGAGCGUCCAGCCCGGAAACCAGUGGGUCCGAUCGGUACCUGCUCGACCGGAUACGAGGCUCGCCGGCAUACCACGGGAGAAACUCACGCCUCGCUCAGCAGAUGAAAGUAAACUCGACAGAUUUCGUUGACGGGAGAAUGCAUCUCACCAAAUCGCAACACUUCACGGAUGGCCUGAGCCGAUACGGACGUUUUUCCCCCAGUAUGGAUCAAGGCUACCACACAUUGGUAUCGCCUUCGCCAUCCGGUCAGCAGCAGUCCUCGAUACCGGCUACAUGGAAUACAGCGGCUCCCAGUAGCAGUAGCACCUCAACAACAAACGGCGCCAACGGUUGCGGUCAGAUGAGCAACAGCCAUCUCGGUAACGGAGAUAUACUGAAUGGGAGUAAAGGUACUAUGUAUCGCGCAGGACCCCUGUUCGAUCGGAUUUCCGAUGAGCUAAUGGUGAAAAUUUUCGACUGGCUAGACAGCAGCGAACUAUGCAAUAUCGCUCGAGUAUGCAAGCGCUUUGAAUCGGUCAUUUGGAGCCCAAACCUUUGGAAAAUCAUUAAAAUCAAAGGCGAAAACAAUAGCGGUGAUAGAGCAAUCAAGACCAUCCUUCGACGGUUAUGUGGUCAAACACGGAACGGAGCUUGCCCCGGAGUGGAACGUGUGCUGCUAAGCGAUGGUUGUCGGUUAACAGACAAAGGGUUUCAGCUACUAUCGAGGCGGUGUCCGGAAAUUACGCAUUUGCAAGUCCAAAAUAGUGUGGCCGUUACAAAUCAGGCGCUGUUUGACUUGGUAACGAAAUGUACAAAUUUACAACAUCUGGAUAUAACAGGAUGUGCCCAAAUCACGUGCAUCAAUGUGAAUCCAGGUUUAGAGCCACCUCGGCGAUUACUGCUGCAAUAUCUGGACCUCACUGAUUGCGCUUCGAUUUCGGACUCUGGGCUUAAAAUAAUCGCCCGAAACUGUCCGCUAUUAGUCUACCUUUACUUACGGCGCUGUAUCCAGAUAACAGAUGCUGGUCUCAAAUUCAUCCCAAACUUUUGCAUAGCUCUUCGAGAGCUGAGCGUUUCGGACUGUACGAACAUCACCGAUUUUGGACUGUACGAGCUCGCUAAGCUUGGUGCUACACUACGGUAUCUUUCGGUCGCUAAAUGCGACCAAGUUUCCGACGCAGGACUGAAGGUCAUAGCCCGACGGUGCUACAAGAUGCGCUAUUUGAACGCCCGAGGUUGCGAAGCGGUUAGUGACGAUUCGAUUAACGUGCUUGCCCGGUCAUGUCCACGGCUGCGAGCCCUGGAUAUUGGGAAGUGUGACGUCAGCGACGCUGGACUUAGGGCCUUGGCCGAGAGCUGUCCCAAUUUGAAGAAACUUAGCUUACGAAAUUGUGAUAUGAUAACCGAUCGAGGUAUCCAGUGCAUUGCGUACUACUGCCGGGGUCUGCAGCAGCUGAACAUCCAGGAUUGCCAAAUAUCCGUCGAAGGAUACAGAGCGGUCAAGAAAUACUGUAAACGAUGCGUUAUUGAGCAUACGAAUCCGGGAUUUUGCUAGCGAUUGUUGAAUGUACAGGCUAAGUGCUCUCUUUUUACGUGUUUUAAACAUACAAACUGUGUAGCAAAUUGUUUUAGAAAUUUCGAAUUUUGAUUUAAAGUUUUGCCAAAAAACACGAGCAGAAAUUUGUUGAUAACUUUAUUUAAUUAGGGGAAUAUUUUAUAUUAUGUUUUGUAAUAAAAAUAUACUGUACACUAACGACGUAAUAUAAUUUUUUUUUAUAUUUUUGCCUUGACCUUUCAAAUAUUUUGUAUAGACUUUAUUUAUAUAAAAUGUAGAGCAAAUAAAAUGUAUUUAUUUUACGAAA